This is a messenger RNA of Syngnathoides biaculeatus (alligator pipefish), 1144 nucleotides long. RefSeq names its product zona pellucida glycoprotein 3f, tandem duplicate 2 (gene zp3f.2). The record is from RefSeq and is a predicted model, not a curated record. The coding region runs from base 52 to 1068 and encodes 338 amino acids. Gene Ontology annotation, cellular component: extracellular matrix. Gene Ontology annotation, molecular function: acrosin binding. Gene Ontology annotation, biological process: egg coat formation; positive regulation of acrosome reaction; binding of sperm to zona pellucida. The transcript has 9 exons. Lineage: Eukaryota; Metazoa; Chordata; Actinopteri; Syngnathiformes; Syngnathidae.
CAGGAAGUGUGCAUAUAAUCCCACUUGGAAGUUGCAGUGUUUCAUUGAGUCAUGCCGCUCCAUUUCUGCUUAGGUGUGAUACUCCUUGCUGUUUUUGUAACAGCUGAUGUUGUUCUUGAUGAUGAUUAUAAUGAAGAUGAAGCUAUCCAAAUAAACUGUUUGAAGCAGUCUGUGAACAUCACAUGGAGGAUCAGUCCUGAGCUGGCGCCGUACUCAAACCGUCUCUUCCUCGGAAACUGCAUACGCUCGAGUAUGGUCGGUUUACCGAGUGGAGAUUGGCAACUACAUUUUGAUUACAAGUUCAGGGACUGUAAAUUUAAGAAAAAGCUAACAGGAAAACAUCUUAUUCAUCAAAAUGUAUUGACUUACAAACCAGGGGUGAAGUCAAGCCCCCCAGCUUAUGAGUAUUUCUUUGAAUGCGUCCAGAAAAGGCCAGAUGGGUGGCUUCCCCCAUUUCUGACCCCAGGUGCCAGUGUUUCUUCUGGCCGGGGCGGCCUUAUCUUCCACUUAGCACUCCUCAAUGAACAAAUGUCCGGCAUAGCGAAAUCAAACGUAAUCCCGCUGGGCUCAUUCAUGCCGAUCUGGGCGGCCGUGGAGCAGAAAGGCCAUCAACCGUUACGGCUCUUCAUGGAGGAAUGUGUCGCGGCCCCCACUGCACAGUUGCAACCACAACAGCAAGUUUAUCCCAUCAUUCUCAACAAAGGCUGUCUUACAGAUAGUGUCAAUGGAAAUUCUGUGUUCCUACCUCGAUACCAUUCAUCUGCACUAGUCCUCUCUCUCCAGUCAUUCAUGUUGGGUGUCGGAAGGGUGUACAUUCACUGCAAACUUGUUGCAUGGGAUCCUGAAGUCCUUGACGAAAGCAGGAAAGCUUGUCAAUAUUCAAAGCAGAUUGGCGAGUGGGAGUUACUAGAUGACCCAUCCCAGAACAACCUGUGUGGGUGCUGUGAUCACACCUGCAGAUCUCGGCACAAAAGAGGGGCUACGCGAGGAGAUUCCCAGGGGUUGACUCAACUUUCAGUGCUGGGACCGUUGGUGAUUGUGGAUAUGUCAGAUGAAAGUCUGGCCUAAAAGGAAAAGUGGAGCCCUUUUUACUAAUUACAGUAUAAGUGUGCAGAAAAUAAUAAAAUGCUGUUUGGAUCCUGAA